This is a messenger RNA of Homalodisca vitripennis (glassy-winged sharpshooter), 2087 nucleotides long. RefSeq names its product RNA N6-adenosine-methyltransferase mettl16-like. Gene Ontology annotation, biological process: rRNA base methylation. Gene Ontology annotation, cellular component: nucleus. The coding region runs from base 327 to 1943 and encodes 538 amino acids. The record is from RefSeq and is a predicted model, not a curated record. Gene Ontology annotation, molecular function: 23S rRNA (adenine(1618)-N(6))-methyltransferase activity. NCBI's taxonomy places the organism in Eukaryota, Metazoa, Arthropoda, Insecta, Hemiptera, Cicadellidae. The transcript is spliced from 6 exons.
AUAGCCACAGCGUAAAAAAACCGGCUCCAGAUAUGUUGAUUCGGUUGAUUGUUGGAUUUGAGUUUGUAUUACUUACGUUAAUCUUAACAUGUGUAACUAAAAUAGUAAUUUAAUAGCUCAACAGUAGAGAGUACUGUAAUAAAAUUACAGUCGCGAGUAUAUUCAUCAUUAUUCAAGUUGUUUGAACGUAUACAUCUUAAUUCUUACCUGCAAUACAGAUUAGGUUUAGAAUUUAUGGUUUGACAACCAUAGAAUAACAGCUGUGCAUUAACUUAUAGCUUGUUAUCACUAGAUUGUGCCUUUCUAGCAGUAAUUCAAGGAGUAAAAUGUCUUUAAAUAAAUUUAUGCACCCUAGAAACAAAUACAGGAAACCUCCAGACUUCAAAGCCCUGGCAGCAAAGUAUCCUGAUUUUAAUAAACUUGUUAAGAGAGAUGGACGGGGGAAUGUUUCUCUUGAUUUCAAGAACCCAAAGUCACUUCAAGCCCUGACAACUACUUUACUCAAAGAAGAUUUUGACUUGAAUGUGGAGAUACCAGUAAAUCCUCAGAUCCCCACAAUUCCCCUGUACAUGAACUACUUACUCUGGCUAGAGGAUCUUGUGGCAGCGAACACUUCGUCAGAAGUCAUCCAAGGUGUAGAAAUUGGGUGUACAGCUAGUUGUGUCUACUCACUCCUGGCUGCACGUCAGUUUCACUGGCGCAUGUUGGCUACUGAGGUGGACACGGACAGUGCUUUCACCGCUUCCAACAACAUAAGAAGGAACAAACUGAACGAUAGAAUCACAGUGAGAGCUGUUAAGAAAGGAACAGUUCUGCAAGGAGUGCUGGAGCCAGGUGUUGUCUAUGACUUCUGUAUGUGCAACUCUCUGAGGUAUUUGACAUCAAGAGAAGAACUGUUGACUCUGCUCACUGCACUUGUUCUGGACAGUAUUGAACUGAAGGAGCAAAUCAGGAUUUACACGGUCAAGGUGGCCGACGAGACAACUGUAGCCACACUGAUGGAAACACUGAAGAAGGCUGGUGUGACACGUGUGUCAAGUAAAAUGUUCUGCCAAGGACGUACAACCAGGUGGGGGGUGGCCUGGACACUAGGCUUCGCAGAGCUGGAUCUGGGCUCACAAUCACUCAAACAGAACAUCCCCUUCUCACAGACAGUACGGGGAGAUCUACCAGGCACUGUGGAACAGUUACUGCAGUUAAUAGCAAAACUGCAGAUAACUCACUCAAUUUUAAAAAGAAAUGAAGAACUAUGUACCAUGGAGAUUGCAGCGAUGAAUAAUACCUGGUCAAAUGUAGAAAAGAGAACACGCCAAAUUACAAACAAUAAAGAUUGCUAUAAAGAGACACUAAACACACCAAAUUCUGAAGAAAAUAAUGAACCAAGUGUGGAUGGAAAUAAUAAAAAUGAAGAUCAAACUGAAAUCAAAGAGGAAAACAAGGAUGAUGAAAAAGGAUUGCCAUCAAAAGAAACUUCAGGAUCAUCACAGAUUAAAAUUGGAGUAGAUGAAAAGGCAACAACCAAUUUUUGUGGAAGCAAUGUCAGUGAAAAGAGUACAGAGGAAGUUGCGGAAAAUGGAGUUGGUGAAAAGAUUGCGACGGAUGUUGGUGAAAAAACAAUGGCAGAAGUUGUUGGAAACGGAAUUGGUGAAAAGAUUAUGGCGGAAGUUGGUGAUGAUUGCAGAAUUGGAAAAAAACGUGGAUCUAUUGAUGAUUUGGAUGCUGCCAACAGUGACAUGAAGAGACUGAAGAUGAAGAAUGGCAGUUCAGAGGUGAAUAUCGGGCCUCAGAGAGGACCUGUGCUGACUGCAUCAUUAGUGGUGAGGAAGACCAGUUCAGGCUCUGUCAUUGAAAUGAACUGGUUGCGUGGGCCUGGAGGUCGUAACUCAGCCCAACAGUUGCUGCAGUAUCUGACUAGUAACCUCAACCCUCCCGCAGACAAUUAGCAGUAUGUUUUAUAUGAUGUGUUUGGACUUGUAAAUGUUUGUACAAUCUUGUGUACAGAAAUGUUGUUUAUUUUACCUUUUUUAUGUUAAUUAGCUAUUUUUAUGUUUAUUGAAUAUAAAAAAUAAAGCAAUAUAUGCUCUGUA